CUUCAGAGAAAAAAACUGAUCUGAGCUUCCUUCCUUCCUUCCUUUCUGUAGCAAUGGCGCAUGCUCCUGUAAUGUUUCUAUUGGGGCAACUUUCAACCUUGAUCCGUGAUGAGUACUCACUGCUGGGAGGGCUCAGAGAAGAUGCAGAAGACAUCAGAAAUGCUUUGGAUCGCCUAACGGCUGCCCUGAGAGUCGCCGAUGAGAUGGAAGAAAUUGAUCCUCAAGUUCAAGCCUGGGUGAGGAUAGUUCGGGAGCUAGCUUAUGAUACCGAAGAUGUUCUUGACGAAUUCCUGUUCCGAUUUGGAGGUCGCCAGAGCUGUGGAGGAUUCUACACUAAGAUCGACAACACAUACACUUCCCUCAAGAACUUGAGAGCCCGGCGCAGGCUUGCUCUUGCACUGCGAAGGAUCAAGGCCAAAGUCAACGAGAACUCGCAAUAUCAGCCAAGCUUGCCAACAACCUUUCCGGGCACUGUUCAUCACACCCACAACAAAAGGAUGUAUGAUAGUAGAGGGGAUGCUCGUUUGGUAGAAGAGUCGGAUCUGGUAGGUAUUCACUAUCCCAAGCAAUUUCUUGUUAAUCUCUUACUUGCUAAUGAUGAGGAGUUGAAGGUCCAUUCUGUAGUGGGCACUGGGGGAUUGGGAAAGACGACUUUGGUUAAACAGGCCUACGAUGAUGCGGAAGUGAUAAAUCACUUCCAGUAUCGUGUGUGGGUUACGAUUUCUGAAACAUUCGAGAUUAAGGAGUUGUUGAAAGAUGCAAUUAAGCAAUUUGUGGGGCAAACUAAGCAAGGUCUCCCUCAGGACUUUGAAACCAUGAGUUCUACUCGAUUGAAAGAAUUUGUCAAGGAGAUUCUUUCGGGUCGAAGAUACAUCAUUGUUUUCGACGACAUAUGGGGCAUUAAUGCUUGGAUGGAAAUCAAAUGUGUUCUUUCUAAAGAGGCUUUUGGUAGCCGUGUAGUUAUCACUACGCGGAAUAGUGAAAUAGGUGCCCAGGCUUGUCAUGAUACCCGCGGUGUUCUAUACUCUUUAAAGCACUUGUCUCCUGAAGAUUCUUGGACUUUGUUUUGCAAAAAGACAUUCUUAUGUGAUUCAUGUCCACAACACUUGGUUAAUAUAACCACAAACAUCUUAAACAGGUGUUGUGGUUUACCCCUAGCAAUUGUGGUGAUUGCGGGGGUGUUGGCCACAAAGAAUGAGGACAUUAAAGAAUGGGAAAGAUUCCAGCAAAGUCUCAACAUCCAAUUAGUAGAAGGCAAUGACAUGAUGAAGAACAUGAAGAAUAUACUUUCUCUCAGUUACUAUGAUUUACCAUAUUAUCUAAAGUAUUGUUUCUUAUACUUGUGUGUCUUCCCAGAGGAUAUCAUCAUCCAAAAAAAGCAAGUGAUUCGAUUAUGGAUUGCAGAAGGAUUUGUUAGAGAGAACAACCAACAAGUAAAAGAAGAAGUUGCUGAAGCCUAUCUUGAUGAAUUACUUCAUCGAAACUUAAUCCAAAUUGGAAGGGAAACUAAGAGUGGAAGGGUUAAGGGCUUUCAAGUACAUGACAUUUUACGAGAAGUUGUUCUUUCAAAGUCAAUAGAGCAAAAGUUCGCAACCAUUGCUAAUGGACGAAACAUAGAAUCAUUCAACAAGUUUCGACAUCUAGCAAUUCAUAGAUUAGAUGACCACAUUAUGAAGAGCACUUCACCAAAAAAGCAUCUUCGUUCUUUAUUGAUCAUGGAAUCCCUUUCAAGUUCGACGGUGUCAUUUUUGUUAUCAAAGUUGUUGACGGGCAGUUAUAAUCCUCUAAAGGUCUUGGAUUUAAGAGGUACUCAACUAGAGGAAAUUCCAGAGCAAGUUUUUAACUUGUUUCAAUUGAAGUACUUGAGUUUGAGGAAAACAAAGUUGAAAAGCGUUCAUAAAUCUAUAGGACGUCUUCAAAACCUAGAGACACUUGAUCUAAAACACACUUGUGUGGUUGAGUUACCAAAUGAACUCUCAAAACUUUGUAAACUUCGGCAUCUUCUCGUGUACCGUUACUUAUAUAAGGGUGGGAGGAUUAACCCUUGGAUUAAUGGUGGUACAGUACAAAGCUGUAAUGCUCUAUUUAAGAUUGGAGAAUUACAGUUUUUACAAAAGUUGUGUUAUAUACAAGCAAGUGAUACUAAGGAUAGCAAAGUAGUGUUUGAGAUUGGAAAGCUAACACAACUAAGAAGACUAGGAGUUACUACGCUGAAACAAGAAGAUGGCAAAGCAUUAUGUUCGUCUUUGAAAAGGUUGACAAACCUUUGUUCUUUACAUCUUUCGUCGGCUUCAGAAGAUGAGAUCCUUGAUAUUACAAUUGAUGUUCCUCUUCGCCUUCAUCAAUUAAAAUUGAUGGGUCGUCUUGAGAGCGCACCUCAAUGGUUAUCCUCACUUGUAGGUUUGACCCAUCUAUUUUUAAUAUGGAGUAGACUUCCUGAAGAUCCCCUACCAUUUCUCCAAGAUCUACCCAUGCUUGCACGUCUUGAUCUUGUAAAGUCUUAUGAAGGGGAAGGCUUGUGCUUCAAUGCCGAAAAGUUCUCAAAGCUCAAGUGUCUCUAUAUUAGUGACUUUGAGGCACUGAAAUGGAUAAGAAUGGAGGAAGGUGCAUUGUGCCAUCUUGAAGAGUUUUUCUUGGGUAAAUGCAAAUUGCUUCAAAAGGUGCCUCUAGGUAUUGAACAUUUGUCCAAUCUUAAGACAAUUCAUAUACAUAAAUUGGCUGCCAAAUUGAUGAUAACUUUAGAGACAAAUGGUGAAAAUUGUGGAAACUAUGCAAAAUUAUCUCACAUCCCACAAAUUUACACUUCCCGAUUCAUAGGUGGUAAGCUGACAAUUUUUUUAAAUGGUCAGGAAAUUUAGUAUCUGUUAAUGCACAUGUAAUUUCUAUUAAUUUUUUUAAUUAAUUAAUA
Messenger RNA from Ipomoea triloba (trilobed morning glory), 2908 nucleotides. RefSeq names its product disease resistance protein RPM1-like. Gene Ontology annotation, biological process: defense response to other organism. The record is from RefSeq and is a predicted model, not a curated record. Gene Ontology annotation, molecular function: ADP binding; protein binding. Lineage: Eukaryota; Viridiplantae; Streptophyta; Magnoliopsida; Solanales; Convolvulaceae. Bases 54 to 2858 code for a protein of 934 amino acids. The transcript has a single exon.